AUGUUAUUAAUAAUUGUCUUUUUCCUGGUUAUUCACCAUGAAACGGGCGCUAGUCAACUAUUAAAAAUUCCCAUCACUCGUGUACAAUCACGCUCUUCAUCAACUCAUAACUGCACUGUUCUGCAAACUAACGUCACAGUAUGCAACAGAAUAUCACCAACCUUCGGCAAAGUUGCUGUUGUCAAGUCUUCAGCUUUCGAAAGUCUUGUCAACGAAGCUGACACAUACUUCUAUGGAACCAUCUACAUCGGCACACCGAAUCAACCUUUUCUCAUCAAUUUCGACACAGGCUCGUCCGAUCUCUGGGUGCCAUCCAGCAAGUGUUCGUCUGCCUGCAAUCAGUUCAACAAAUACACAUCAUCAGCAUCAUCAACAUAUAUUGCUAAUGGAAAACCAUUUUCCAUCACAUAUGGCGAUCAAUCUGGAGCGAGUGGCAUCUUCAGUAUCGACACUGUGACAGUCAAUGGUCUUGCAGUUCGAAAUCAAACAUUCGCUGAAUGCACGUCAUUGUCAGGCAUGGAAAAUGAUGUGAAUGAUGGUAUCCUCGGACUCGCUUAUCAGAGUUUGACAACAGGCGGCGAAAAGCCAGUGUUCUUCAACAUGUGGUCUCAAGGUCUCAUUGCCGAACCGAUCUUUUCUUUCUAUCUCAAUCCUGACACAAACGCUACAACUGGUGGCGAACUCAUCUUUGGAGGUGUUGAUUCAACAAAAUAUUCUGAUUCAAUCACAUACAUUCCGGUAGCACUCGAAGGAUACUGGGAAUUUCAAAUGACAAAAGUGACAGUUGGAUCGAGUGUGAUAAGCACAUCACCGUACGCCAUAGCUGACACAGGCACAACAUUGAUCACUGGACCGACGAAACAAGUCAAAGCAUUGAACGCAGCUCUGGGUGGUACUUAUGACUCAUCUAGUGGAAUGUACACAGUCAGUUGUUCGACACGAACACUCUCGUCGUUUCCUAAUGUGGUGUUUACGAUGGGUGGUACAGACUUCGUUCUAACACCACUACACUAUCUGAUGAUUUAUCAAGAGAGUUCAAGUAAAUACGUGUGUUACAGUGUAUUUGCAGCACUGGACUCCGAAGAUGCAGAUAAUAAUGAUUUUUGGAUUUUGGGUGACUAUUUUCUGUAUUGGUACUACGCGAUCUUUGAUAUCAACAACAAUCGUGUGGGUUUUGCAAAAUCAGCUUCAUACAACUGGACGCCGACGGUUGAUUCAUCUCUGUUUCUUGGAACAGCGACAACAACAAGUGCAGGCACGACGACUACUGCAACAACAACGAAAGCGAUGAUAACGACAACAGCCCGUUUUACAACCACAACAACUACAGCAAAGGUGGCUACAAGGAAUACGACGAAAGCAGUAACCACCCCAACAACUACAAGGAAAAUUGUGACAACUACGAAGCGACGACACCAUCGACAUGGAUCACGACACCAUCAUUGGCACUUUUAA
Molecule: messenger RNA, 1455 nt
Organism: Adineta ricciae
Lineage: Eukaryota; Metazoa; Rotifera; Eurotatoria; Adinetida; Adinetidae
Source: the annotation of a GenBank genome assembly